This is a messenger RNA of Syzygium oleosum, 1342 nucleotides long. RefSeq names its product protein ELC-like. Lineage: Eukaryota; Viridiplantae; Streptophyta; Magnoliopsida; Myrtales; Myrtaceae. Bases 18 to 1028 code for a protein of 336 amino acids. The record is from RefSeq and is a predicted model, not a curated record. Gene Ontology annotation, cellular component: ESCRT I complex. The transcript has a single exon. Gene Ontology annotation, biological process: protein transport; endosome to lysosome transport; protein modification process. Gene Ontology annotation, molecular function: ubiquitin binding.
UCUCUCUCUCUGUGAAAAUGGCACCCCAAUCUUCAAUCCAAUUCAUCGAAGCAGCGCUACGGUGCACAGGACCUUUUGAGCUAUCCUACACAGACCCUGACCAGAAAUGGCACAUAAGAAAAGACAUGCUCUCACUCCUUCAAGAUUUCCCCAACCUCAGCCCUUCCAUGAACACCUACAACCACAAUGAUGGCACAAUCGUGAACCUUCUCAAUGCCUAUGGCACCAUCCAUGUCUCCAGCUCUUCUCCCCAUGUCCCGCUCACCAUUUGGCUCCACGAGAACUACCCUUACGCGGCCCCAAUCGUAAUCGUGGGCCUGCCGGACAUGGCCCCCUCCCCGACGAUCCACCACGACCACCCCUUCGUCGACCCCUCAGGGCUCACCGCAUCGCCAUAUAUCCAAACCUGGCAAUUCCCUAGGUGCAACCUCAAGGACCUUGUCCGCAACCUUGUAAAGAUUUUCUCUUGUGACCACCCGUUUUCCUGUUCACCCACUUCUAGCCCCUUCACCCACCCUUCUAUUGCCUCGAAGAAGGAGGCGUUCGAUCGCCUUGCGGGGAUGCUUCACUAUGACACGAUGGCCUUGAGGUCCAAGACCGAUGAGGAGAUCGAGGAGCUACUUGCCUUGCAGCAGGAAAUUGUCCAGCGGGUCACAAUCGUGACGACUAUAGUCCAAGGGCUCGAGCGCGAGAGGUGGGAAUUGAGGGAUAGGGUGGCACGGUUAGCCGAGGAAGCCGAUGUCUUGAUCAACUGGUUGAAAGUCCACGACCCGAAACGGGCCGCAGCCACGGGGGACGACAGCACAGAUGAUGUGUUUGAAGGAGUUGAUGAGGAAUCCCAGUCGUGGCUCCAUUGCCUGGCUGUGGAUAGGUCUAUAGAGGAUACUAUCGAUGCAUUGGAUGAAGCAGUUGCAGAAGGGAUUGUGAAUGUUGAGACUUAUCUCAGGCAAGUGAGGAAUUUGGCAAGAGAACAGUUUCUCCACAGAGAUGUGGUAGUUAAAUUUGAGACAUCCCAGCAACUUCAAUAGGACUUAGUAUAAGAAUCUCUCUGGUAAUGUCUUGCUUCUCGGUUUGCUGUGCAUAUAUUUCAGUUUUGGAACGAGUCAGUAACUAAGUUUGCCUUCAAUGGGAUAGUUUUAUUUAGUUUAGAGCCAGAUUUUGUAUUGGAUAUGAAGCCUUCCGACGAUGUCGUUUCAGACCCUUGGUUAAGUGUUCUCAUAUGUCGUUUUUGAAAAAUUCUCCUGUAAGUGGGGCUCAUUCUAGACUUGACCUUGUUUGAAAAGGGCCUAUAAACUUAUUACUUUCAUCUAAUAAGUCUCCCCUAUGAGGGGAAUUUUGAGAA